AUGCGUAUUUGUACCCGAUUCGCGCGGCUUGUUAACUUCGAGAAAUACACAUACAAACAUUUGCGUGUACUGGUAGGUGUGAGAACGACAGUCUCACCUUCUGGACUGUCGUUCGUAAAGCAAAUUUUCUGUUUUCUCCUGGUGAAAUCUGCUUAUCCAACUGCUAUCUCGCCCCUGGAACAAGGUGACAAUUGGGCAGCGGUGAAAGCCAGGUUCUCGAACCUGCGCUCGCAAUUUCAGCGGGAGAUCCGAAAGGUAAAGGGCAGCAACAAAUCUGGAGCAAGUCUCGACGACCUGUAUGUGCCCAGAUGGGGCCACUAUGUAGACCUCCUGUUCCUACAGAGUGCGUGUCCCCAACAUGAGAGCCAGUCAAACAUGGUCCCCCCAAAUGACAGCCGAAGCUCUCAAGUGGGAGCUGACAACAGCCCUUGGGGGCACUUGGAAGGGAGCGAUCCUGUAGAUCCCUCAAGCCUCGAUUUGGAAGAUGAGCUGAGCAGCUGCAGCCAAGCGCCCAGCCCAGGCAAUGCCCCUAGCAGCUGCCAUAGAGGCUCAAGCGACGGAGCUAGCACAAGCGGUGCCGGGAGUUCCAGUGGACGCCCAAGUGUGCCUGCAAAAAGGAAGCAGCCAGAUGACUGUGCCGCUGAAAAGAGACUGCUUCUUGAGUCAGCAACACAGGCAUUGAGUAAGGCCGUCGAGGCAACCAAGCAAAAGGACGAAUGUGACGACUUCGGCGUCAUGAUGGCCAAUGCGCUCCGGCAUGUGCCGCAGGGCCCUCACAGGCAAAUGGCUGGCCUGCUGGCGCACGAAGCUGUCGUCAAGUAUAGCAUAAACAUUAACACUCGGCCCGAGAUUAUCCAGGUGGCGCCUGACGAAUAA
Molecule: messenger RNA, 876 nt
Organism: Ixodes scapularis (black-legged tick)
Lineage: Eukaryota; Metazoa; Arthropoda; Arachnida; Ixodida; Ixodidae
Exons: 3
Coding region: 1-876 (291 amino acids)
Source: RefSeq, a predicted model, not a curated record